This is a messenger RNA of Argiope bruennichi, 2912 nucleotides long. Its product is annotated as ovochymase-1-like. Lineage: Eukaryota; Metazoa; Arthropoda; Arachnida; Araneae; Araneidae. Gene Ontology annotation, molecular function: protein binding; serine-type endopeptidase activity. The transcript is spliced from 17 exons. Gene Ontology annotation, biological process: proteolysis. The record is from RefSeq and is a predicted model, not a curated record. Bases 90 to 2816 code for a protein of 908 amino acids.
UUGAAUAAAAACAAUCAGUCCGAUAAAACACUCAGCUGCUUUUUCAUCAUAAAAUAUAGCGAACAAGUUGCUUCGAUUGACAAUUCAAGAUGCAUUUUAGGAUUGAUUUUACUUUAAUCUGUUUUUUAUUUGUCAUCAGCGAUAUCAUAAGUAAAGAAAUACCUAUAUUAGAUUCUACCAUCGCUUGUGGUCCAACGCAACCGCUGAUAGUAACACAAAAAUUAGGAUUUUUGGUUUCACCAAGAACUGAAAAUUUCAACUACUAUCCACCUAACCAAAAUUGCACAUGGACUUUGAAGACACCAGAAGGAAAGGUUUUUGUAUUGCAAAAAAUGUACUUUGCAUUAAAUAUGGACUGCAACAGUGAUGUCUUAAAUGUUUUUGAAGGAGAACCACCGAACCACAGAAAAAUUGGUCGAUAUUGUGGGUACUGGGUUCCGGCGCGAUAUAAAUCCAGGAGCAAUAUUUUGCAUCUUAAUUUUCUCAGUGGUAGAAUUCCAAGAGGCAUCGGAUUUCAAUUCUAUUUCCAGCAAGAAGAUCCAACAGUAAUCUGCAGUGAUGAUGAAAUUACCUGUCGUCACAAAACGAAAUGUGUACCAAAAUUUAAAAAAUGUGACGGUAUCGAUGAUUGCGGCGAUGGCACAGAUGAAGAAAAAUGUGAUCCAAAAGAUAACACUACUACUAACUGUGGCAUCCCUAGCGUGAAACCAGUUCUUGAAAGUUAUCGCAUUGUUGGUGGGAGGAGGGCUGUCCCUGGAAGCUGGCCUUGGCAAGUGUCGUUGCGUUUGAUAGGCAAUGAGCCAUUCAGCCACGCUUGCGGAGGAGUGUUAAUUGACAAACAAUGGAUUCUUACUGCUGCACACUGUUUUCAAGACAAUAAUUUAGACGUUCUAAGAUGGAGCGUAUUAUUGGGCAAGCAUUUUCGGCUGAUUCCUGAUGAAACAGAACUAAUACGAUAUAUGGAAUCCAUACAUAUUCAUCCUGAAUAUGAAGGCCUUAAGCCAUAUGAGCCUUCACAAACGUGGCUCCAAAGGAAGCAACAUGACCUUGCUGCGGUGAAACUGAAUGCUCCAAUAACAUUCACAGAAUACAUAUCCCCUGUAUGCUUACCUCCUGCAAACUAUACAAUACCAGUUGGAACACUGUGUUACGUAACUGGAUGGGGAGAUACUUAUGGUACCGGUUCAGAAUUGGAAUUAAAACAAGCUGCAGUACCUAUUGUAUCCCUGGAACAGUGUCGAAAAUGGCACAAAAACCUUGAUGUGGUCCCGACGAUGGUGUGUGCAGGAUAUGCUGAUGGUGGGCAUGACUCAUGUGAUGGUGACAGUGGAGGUCCAUUAGUUUACUCAGACAACAAAAAUGUCUGGCUCCUCGCUGGCAUUGUUUCUACUGGAGGUCCAAUAUGCGCAGAUAAAGAGCAACCUGGAAUAUACACUUUGGCACCUUGCUAUGUGGAUUGGAUUCACAGCAUAAUCAAUGAAACUAUACCAUCAGUGAAUAGUACAAUUGCUUGUGGAUCAGAGCAACCAUUGGUGGUAACACAAAAGUUAGGGUUUCUAGUUUCACCAAAUUUUAAUAAUUUUCACUCUUAUCCACCGAACCAAAACUGCUCAUGGACACUGAAAGCAUCAAAAGGAAAGGUAUUUUUGCUCCAGAAGAUGUACUUUGCUUUAAAUAUGGAAUGCAAUACAGAUAUUCUGUAUCUCUUUGAGGGAGAGCCACCAAAUCACAAGAAAAUAGGUCAAUACUGUGGAUAUUGGGUACCUUCAAGAUACAAAUCGAAGAGUAAUAUAUUGCAUCUUAAUUUUAUCAGUGGCAGAACACCAAGAAACGUUGGAUUUCAGUUUUAUUUCCAGCAAGUUGAUCCCACAGCGAUUUGCAAUGAUGAAGAAAUAACAUGCCGCCAUAGAACAAAAUGCAUACCAAAAAGUAAGAAAUGUGACGGAAUUGAUGAUUGUGGAGAUGGCACAGACGAAGAAAAAUGUGGACAAAAGAAUAUCUCUCUGAGCAUUUGCGGUGUGCCAGUUGUGAAACCAAUUUUAGAGAGUUCGCGCAUUGUUGGAGGCAGAAAAGCUGUCUCUGGAAGUUGGCCUUGGCAAGUGUCACUUCGUCUAAUUCAAGAGGAGCCUUUCGGUCAUUGGUGUGGUGGAGCCUUAAUUAACAAGCAGUGGAUACUCACAGCUGCACACUGUUUUAAAAAUAAUAAUCUGGACGUCAGAAGAUGGAGCAUUCUACUUGGUAAACACUUUCGCAUUGUUCCUGAUGACACAGAACAAAUUCGGUACAUAGAAUCUGUAUAUGUUCAUCCUAAAUAUAAAGGUUUUAAUGAGUCUUUGGUUUCAAUGUCAUGGCUAGAAAGGAAGCAACAUGAUAUUGCUCUUAUAAAGCUGAAUGCUCCUGUAACCGUCACCGACUACAUUUCUCCAGUAUGCUUGCCCACUGCAAACUAUACCAUACCCGUUGGAACGAUUUGUUACGUGACUGGUUGGGGAGAAACUUAUGGUACAGGCUUCGAAUUAGAGUUAAAGCAAGCCGCUGUUCCAAUUGUGUCGUUGGACCAGUGCCGGAAAUGGCAUCCGUCCUUUGAUGUGGUUCCAUCUAUGGUUUGUGCUGGAUAUGCUGAAGGUGGACACGAUUCCUGCCAAGGUGAUAGCGGCGGUCCUUUAGCCUAUGCAGAUGAAAAGAACACUUGGAACCUUGCCGGAAUCGUAUCUACGGGUGGUGCAGUAUGCGGAGACAAAGAACAACCUGGAAUAUACACUUUAGUGCCUUAUUAUAUAGACUGGAUAGAAAAUACAAUCAAACUGAAUACUUAAAAACUGAAUGAAUUUAUGUCUCCAACAGAUGUCUUUGUUAAACAGAAUUUCAUUUCUGAAAUAAAAAAUUAUUUCAUUAAAGUAAAUUUUAUUUUA